Cladocopium goreaui is the source of this 2916-nucleotide messenger RNA. The record is from the annotation of a GenBank genome assembly. Lineage: Eukaryota; Dinophyceae; Suessiales; Symbiodiniaceae.
AUGUUGGGUCGUGCCUUGUUACCCAAUGGAGCCGCUGGCUGUGUGUUGGGCUAUGGAGGCAACUGGAGUGUGGCUACAGGAGUGGCAGAGGCGAUUCUGCCACGUUUAAACUCAGCUGGUGCCCACUUGGAACUACACGUGGGAGUGAAGGCCCCGGUGCCUGCCACACUCCGCCGCACAGCCUGCGCUGACGUGCGAUUGCGCUGGUGGCUACCACAACGGAGGCACCUGGGGAGUUUCAUGGAGAGCUUGAGGGAAAAGGAUUCCAUUGAGGGCGCCCUGAUGGACAUGUCGGGCUUGGUGCUGCCGUCCAAUGCGGCAGGGUUUCUGAAGACCGUGUCCUCUGAGGUGCUGGGGAAGAUCUUCCAGACCCAUGGGGAACAGCAGGAUGAGUUGCUUUGGUCUCGUUUCGCAGAGGUGCUGGUUGUCCAAUGUCACCAAAUGAGGCUUAAGAACAACGCGGACAUCCCUGGCCUCUUUGCCGCAGCUGCCAGAGUGCUGGAUGACGUGGCUGGUCCAUCCCCCGAUGCUGCCAUGACAGCCUUGCGCACGCACCUCCGAGAGGAGGUGGAGACUUUGCAGCGGUGUCUAUGGCAGAUUUUCGUGAAACUCCAGACUGGCUGUCGCGUGGUGCUACUGCUGGACCGUCGCGACUUCGCGGCGCGGCUGCGUGUCUUCCUGCGGGGCCAUGAGGAGCCCAAUGAGGCUUUGGUGCGCCACUGGCGGCAGCAUAAGGUGCCUGAGCUUUUCCCGUGGAAUCAACAGCUCUGGUGUUUGCAGGAAUUGAGCUAUGCAGCUGAUCUCUUGCCAUCCGCCAGCAGAGCAGUGAAGGAGGUCUUGGUCUUGGAAAAGCGGCCUCGCCAUCAGUGGCAUCAGCAGGGACUGGAGAACCGUGACCAGAGUGAAAGAGGAGCUGCCAUGAGUCCGGAAUUUAGUAACGAUCGUGGCGUGCCGUCGAAUCGAGUCAUGGGGCAACUGGAGCCGUUGUCGCCGACCCGGACACACUCCAAGAUGGCCGAGCCACUUGGUCUCCGAUCGAAGAAAAGCGAGUGUGCGGACUUUUCCGACUCUUCUACCUUCGUGGUCACUUUGAACACCGGCCGCUCUGAGUGUGUGCUAGACACACUUAGCGGCCUCCCCAAGAACGCGAGCGUCAGCUGCGCGCUACCAGCCAUGGAGUUCUCAGAGCGCCGUCGUUGUGCGGCUGUUGUGGCGGCCACCUCCAUGCAGAUUGCUAGCAAUCCCAUUGCAGUUGCAGUCUCACGGUACUUCUCGGAUCUUUCUUGGCCAGGCAUGAGACGACUGCCUCACCGAAAACAGCUCUGGCAAAAUUGGAGUCGCAGAUUAGGCUUGGUAGAGAACGAGGACAAGGUCAUUGCCUUUGCGCCAAAUGGUUACAAUCGGCACGCCUUCGUUCGCAAUGGCUUCCCGGAACGCAAUGUCCGGUCUCAGAUUCGGAUCCUUGGCAUUGGCUAUGUGUCUCCCGCUGGUGAUGAAGUGGGCGAAGCGGGAGCUGCCAGAAUUUCUCAAGCUGUUCAGAUUGCCGCCAGAUUGAGCAAGGUACAGCACGAUCCUGUCAGGUACAAAAAGGCUGCCGAGAAGUUCAACCAAGGUUCCAAACUGGAACCACAUGUGUUGGGAAUGCCCUGCGUGCCAGGAACUAAGGCCAAUCUGACCAUCUUGACUUGCUGCAGCGCAGGUUGGGUUCGCCAUCAGGACAUCCAGCAGACCACGAGGUUCUUCAUCACAUGGCAGCAGUAUGAAAGGCUGCGCUUGCUGCUGCUGCACAUCGUCUUCGUCCUGACGACGAAGGGGGCAGCCUUGCUCAGGGGUAGGCUUAGACACGCCAAAAUCAGCAGCACUGAACUCAAUUUGCAGCUUUUUGGUCGGUUCAGCCAGAGUCUGAGGAAAGCAUCACAGAUUCGCAAGAGCUUCCAGCGCCCAAAAUUUUGGGUCAUGGGCUUUGGCUGGUGCCUUGCAGGUUGUGCUGGAGCGGCCAACACCGUUGCCUUCAAGAGUUGGCACCUCUAUGCAUCGCAUGUCACGGGCAGUACAUCCGCAAUGGCCUUCCGACUGGAGGGCUACCAUCAGGGAGAAUGGGGAUCAGAAAGUUUGAAGGAAGCAUGCCUCUUGGUCCUCUCCUUCCUGUGUGGUGCAUAUGCCUGCGGUCUCUUGAUCGACAAGAAUCAAGUGCACUUCAUGGGCAAGGCCUUCUAUGGCUUGGCUCUGAUACUGAACUCCAGCUUGCUGGCAACAGCUGCCUUCAUUCCUGGCAGGUUGCUCCCAGUUUGCCUAGUGGCCGCAGCCUGCGGCUUGCAGAAUGCCAUGUGCACUUCCCACUUUGGUGCCAUUAUCCGUACCACACACCUGACGGGCACCGUCACCGACAUCGGUUCCACACUUGGGCGGAUCAGCGUGAUCUACCUCCGAAAGGGUUGCCGACGCUGGCGCCUGAACGACGUGGAGCGCGCCGAAGUGGGUGUGGAUGCCAGAAAACUGGGUGUGCUGUUUGGGCUUUGGAGUUUCUACUUUGUGGGUGGCCUCAUUGGAAUUUACAUGGAAAACAUCACCCCCGGGCCUCCCGAACGUGCGCUGCUGCUCCCAGCCUCCUUCACCGGGGGCUUAGGCAUGUUUUACAUGGCCUGUCGCCAGGUUUUAAAGGAUUACAUCAAAAAGUUGGAGCAGGAUCGGCUGGAAUCGGAUUUAAAGGAGGCCCAUGAUGUCUUGGCGCAGAUGGGCAACCGCCUCACUGCGUUGGAACGCAACCCUUCUGUCUCAGAGUUGGAUGCUGAGAUGGGACACAUGAUCGAGGCCCUGCAUGAAGUCGAGUCGGACUUCGAGAAUCUCUGUCGUCAGCACAGUAAAAUGCUUGAGCGCAGCGAGAGCGCUCAGAGCAAGUUCCACAGCGAGGUUUGA